AUGGACAACUCUCUUUCAGCGAGAUCGAGUUUAACUUUCGGAGAAAAACUCUGCGUGGUGUUCAUUCCGCUGAUUGGAAUUGCUGAAGCCUUGUUUUAUGGCUUAACAAGUUGCUUCAGUUUCCGUAGUUUAGAGCUGAAGAAGAAAGAGAAGAAGUUUUCUUCUACAUUCGAUGAUAUUCUCGCACUCGCCAAUGAUUCUCCUUUUAAUGUGAAUGAAAUAGAGGCUUUGCAUGAAUUGUACAAGAAGUUGAGUUGUUCAAUCAUUGACGAUGGUCUCAUCCAUAAAGAAGAGCUUACAUUGGCACUAAUGAAGACCACGGUUGGCAAGAAUCUUUUCCUUGAUCGGGUGUUUGAUCUCUUUGAUGAAAAAAAGAAUGGUGUUAUAGAAUUUGAGGAGUUUGUGCAUGCUCUUAGUGUCUUUCAUCCUAAUACUCCUUUGGAAAAGAAAAUUGAUUGUAAGACUCAGUUUUGUAGUUCUAUUUUUAUAUUAUAUGUUUUAAUACCAUCGGUACUGAUAAAACAUAUAUUAUAUUUUCUGGGUUUGUUUCCAGUUGCCUUUAGAUUGUAUGACUUGAGACAGACUGGAUACAUUGAACGAGAAGAAGUUCAACAAAUGGUGGUUGCCAUUUUAUCAGAAUGUGGCAUGAAUGUGGAAAAUGAAAUCCUUGAAGCCAUUAUUGACAAGACAUUUAAAGAUGCUGAUGCUGACAAGGAUGACAGGAUCAGUAAAGAAGAGUGGAGGGAGUUUGUCAUUCGGAACCCCUCACUCCUAAGGCACCUGACUCUUCCUAAUCUGAAAGAGAUAACCACAGUAUUUACAAGCUUCAUUUUCAACACUGGAGUUGAUGAUUCCCACUGGUAA
This is a messenger RNA of Lathyrus sativus (Indian pea), 864 nucleotides long. NCBI's taxonomy places the organism in Eukaryota, Viridiplantae, Streptophyta, Magnoliopsida, Fabales, Fabaceae. The record is from the annotation of a GenBank genome assembly.